Penicillium paradoxum is the source of this 1188-nucleotide messenger RNA. Its product is annotated as ACL4 family protein. The record is from RefSeq and is a predicted model, not a curated record. Bases 1 to 1188 code for a protein of 395 amino acids. NCBI's taxonomy places the organism in Eukaryota, Fungi, Ascomycota, Eurotiomycetes, Eurotiales, Aspergillaceae. Gene Ontology annotation, molecular function: protein binding. The transcript has 2 exons. Gene Ontology annotation, biological process: cell division.
AUGGGAAAGCCCAGACCGCAAAAGAAAAAGUCAUCCAAACCCCGCGCAAAGUCCGUCCUUGGCCCUGGUGGCUCAAUUUCGAAAGGCAAAAUGGCUCAAGAUCCCUCUACCUUGCUUGACCAGGCUACCAUCCUCCUACAAACUGGUCGAGCCGAUGAGGCACUUGUGCUUGCGCAGCAGGCUCUAGAAUUGACUCCUGAGAACACCACAGCACAACUCCCCGCCAUUAACUUGCUUGGAGAAAUCAACGUUGAACUAGGCGAUAUUGACACCGCCAGAAACUGCUUCCUUCAGGCUGUUCAACUCGAUCAGGAUGGUUCGAUACCGGAAUCCCAGGGCGGAGGUGCUGAGAAGUUCCUCUGGCUCGCACAAUUGAGCGAGCAAGGUGGAAAGGACAGCGUCCUUUGGUUCGAGAUGGGUGUCGCUUCCCUUAGACAGGCUAUUCAGGCUCUAGAAGGGAAGAAGUCACCGGAAGAGAUCGCCGAUAUUACACAGAAGAAGGCCAAGAUGUCCAACGCACUCUGCGCUGUUGCCGAGACCUACAUGACUGACCUUUCCUGGGAAGAGGAUGCCGAAGCUCGGUGCGAGGCACUCAUUACAGAAGCUCUCCUUGUCACACCCGAAGCGCCAGAGGUACUACAGACCCUCGCCUCCAUUCGGAUAUCGCAACUUCGCACUGAAGAUGCCCAAGCCGCACUCACUCGGAGUAUGAGCUUCUGGAAGGAUUUGGCUCCAGAGGAUCCCAAAAUUCCCGAUUUCGCACUACGUAUCAGCCUUGCGCGACUCCUGAUGGAAGUGGCUAUGGAAUUCGAGGCUCUGGAAGUCCUCGAGCGCUUGAUUCUCGAGGAUGAUCAAAGUGUGGAGGCGUGGUAUCUUGGAGGAUGGUGUCUCUUCUUGUUGGCCGAAAAGCAACAGGCGCCAAAGGACGCGACCGCUGACGAGCUUGCGGAGUCCCCGCGACAUGCAUCACUAGAGGCUAGUCGUGAAUGGCUCAAGCAAGCCCUGAAGCUCUACGAUGUGCUUCAGUAUGAGGACGAACGGCUCCGCGAUCAUGCCUUGGAGCUUGUACAGGAAAUGAACCAAGAAAUUGGAGAGGAUGAUGAGAGUGAAGCUGAGGGAGAAGGAGAAGGCGAUGAUUCGGAUUUGGAGAUCGAAGUUGACUCCGACGAUGAGAUGGCGGAUUCAUGA